Molecule: messenger RNA, 2925 nt
Organism: Australozyma saopauloensis
Lineage: Eukaryota; Fungi; Ascomycota; Pichiomycetes; Serinales; Metschnikowiaceae
Gene: ULP3
Product: SUMO protease
Exons: 1
Coding region: 1-2925 (974 amino acids)
Biological process (GO): proteolysis
Molecular function (GO): cysteine-type peptidase activity
Source: RefSeq, a predicted model, not a curated record
AUGACGACGCGAAAAAAGUUCACCUCACUAAUGAAACCGCGGCCACGCGGCGUGACACCGCACAAUGAUCUAAGUAAUGCCGUCACUCCAAUUGUCAUCCCCACAAAACACAUCGUCAGACUGAAUCCACAGUCAGUCGUAAAGCCCCUCAACCUAGACGAUGUAGAAUUGUCCACAGACGCGAAAGACUGUUUCUUCAAGAGUCUCAAUCUAGAGGAAUGUGGCCUUACAGUGGAGCCAUCCAUAUCCAUAAAAGUGAAAAUAGUCGACUACAACGGAACGAAAAUCACUUCCGAAGAUUCAGCUGCCCUUCGUCUUUUAGUGCUGGCACGGAAAGACUUCAUUUAUCUUGUGAAGGGUACCUCGUUCGUUGACAAGAUGAUCAUAGAGAAGGGCUCGCUUGAAAGUGCGUUCUUUGACAAGGAAACCGCGGACUUUGUCCUCGUUCUCGCGAAAAAUUACGGGUACUGGUGCAUAGAGCUGCGGGACUCGUAUCGUAGAUUGUUUGAAUUCAUUGUGAACAACGACCGGGAGUGGGGGUUCAAUUACAAGGUGGUAGAUCUGACAAAACUCAAAGUUAUCCAGCACCGCGAGCUUCAAAAGCAUGAAAACUUACAUAAAGACCCAAUAAUGGUGGUGCGUACAUGUGAUUCUAUAGAGAAACCGACAGCUGAAGAGGAUGAGGUACUACGAAAUGGUCUACCGUCAGCGCUUGUUCCCUCCAAGGAGAAGUCAAUUAUAUCGAAGGAGAGGCCGGUUCCAGACAAAGAGAAAAAUGUCACCUCAACAGAUAUUGCAGUCUCGCCCGUUUUUGCAAGACAUGUUUCUAAUCCUAGGGUGACGCGCUCCUUCAAGCUGUCCCAACAACUGCUGCCUAAUAAUACCGUUGAUAUAGACCUGAGUGAUGAUUCCCUGGACCAAGAGAUGGAGGAAGUACAAGAUGUUCAUGAAAAUCCAGCACCUUUCUCUCCUCCUUUGAGAUAUGUCAUCAAUGGCCAGAAGUUCACCAUCACAGCCAAUGACUUCAAGACCUUGUACAAUUCAUCGUGGGUUAACGAUACCCUAAUAGACUUCUUCGUCGCAUUUGAAAUCGAGCGCGCCAUAACAGACUUUCAUUCAUUCAAGCGUUCUCAAAUCUACGCAUUCAACUCCUUUUUUCAUGCCAAACUUGUCUCCACUCCAAACGAGGACGAGCUUCCGCCCUAUUACGAGAACAUUAGAAAAUGGCUCGAGAAACUUGACCUCAUGUCGUACCAAUACAUUGUGAUCCCCGUUAUGGAGAAUGCGCAUUGGUUCUGUCUUGUGAUAAAAAAUUUACCUGCCUUACUUGCAUUCACACAAGCCCAAGAGGAUCUUGAAUGCAGCAAUACAGUUUGCGACAGUAACGAGGUAAUUAUUUCACCAAGUGUCAACUCGCCCAGCUCCGUUACAUCAAAACAACCUGACUUCACAAUGGCAGAGAUAUUUGUCCUUGACUCUUUGCGUUUGACACAUCCAAGACUCACGGAGCCUCUAAAAAUGGUGCUUAAGGAGCAUUGCAGAGAAAAACACGGCGUUACUAUCAACACAGACCACAUAAAAGUAAGAAAUUUGCGUGUCGCAAAGCAGAGAAACCUCUCUGAUUGCGGUGUUCAUGUCAUCUAUAACCUAAAGAAAUGGCUCAGCCUGCCUGAAAUUUGCGAGAAAUCGUGGCGAAAACCGGGCAAUGCAUUUCGUUCCCUUAAAGAUGAACGGACUUCCAUGCGAAAAUGGUGCAUCGACACAUUAUUGAAUUUGCAUUCUGAACAACCCUUGACGAAAGAGGAUGGGGAGCAAGGGGAUGGCGAAGACAUCCACUCUGAUGAUGAUAUCGAGGUUAUCAGCUUUCAUGAGCCCAAUUUGAGUCAAAGUACAGCACAAAACGGGUUUCCUCAAGAAGAGCCAGCUCACGAAACAAACGAACUGGACUUAGGCGCAGCAAAGAACGGCGAAUCAGUUCACAAUACCUCUAGCCUUGAAAGCAAAGCUCCUGAGACAAAAAACCUGGCAGUCGAGAGUGAAAGUGGAUCGCUGUUUGCAAAGCUGAUCCUUGAUUCUUUUGUAGAAGAGUCUGAAAAAGACCAUAGCAUUGUUCGAUCUUCUGCAGCUUCAAAUUCGUCCUUGCCUCUAGAUUCGACUGACGAUUAUGAAACUGCUGGAGAACAGACGAGAAGCCAAUUCUACAUUAAAACAUUGGAUCCACGUGCAGCAGAGAAGAAAAGCUCAAGUGGACUGCCAACGUUUAUCCAAAUCGAACAUCCCCAGGUCCGAAAAGAAUGCCUAAGACUUAAACUAUCAAAGGAUACCGUUUUGUUUCUUAACAAAGUAUUCUUCAAUCAUGAUAGGGUACUCCCAGAUCAUCAGCUCAAUUCACUCCUGAAGAAGGUACGUUCUUUCGAAGAAUGCAUUGAUAGGAACGACUCUCGCAAUCUUGAAUCAGUGAAGAACGAAUUUUUAUUGAUGACCAAAGAGCCAGUUGCACCCAAAGAUGUUCCGUUUGUCAUUGAGGAGGAAGCGGAAGAACAGCAGGAUCUAAACCGGAGUGUCAACGAUCUCAAGAUCACUGCAGAUGAAGACACCAGCAGCCAAGAACUCCAAACAACCAAAACGCAUUCCUCCGAGUCCGUACAAUUCAAAGCCCACAUACAAAUUGUGAAGUCGCCUCACCUCAACUCAAGUGAAAACAUUGGCUCUGAUGUUGAAGUGAUCGAGAGCAGGAAGAUGUCUCCGCGUAUCCGGAGGACACGAUCCGAAUUCAAAACAAGGCACCAUGAAGAGAAUCUGAAGAAGAUGCCCGUUGAAAUUCUUCCAGAUUCCGAUGAGGAAGUGACCACAGUUCUCAUGUCCAAAGGAGGCCCCAACGACUGGAGCUCGCCCAAGCGGCGCAGACUAGACCGCAGUCAAUAA